Messenger RNA from Asparagus officinalis (garden asparagus), 626 nucleotides. RefSeq lists its product as uncharacterized. Lineage: Eukaryota; Viridiplantae; Streptophyta; Magnoliopsida; Asparagales; Asparagaceae. The transcript is spliced from 2 exons. The annotation marks the transcript as partial. Gene Ontology annotation, molecular function: D-alanine-D-alanine ligase activity. Gene Ontology annotation, biological process: peptidoglycan biosynthetic process. Gene Ontology annotation, cellular component: chloroplast. The record is from RefSeq and is a predicted model, not a curated record.
UCAUCAUCACUCACAGCAGCACAGGGCACCGGGAAUCCGAAGAAAACGACCUCCACAUUUAAAACCCACGCACAAAACCACCGCACAAAGAGCGCGAAUACGACGGAGCCAUCCCAUUCCCCUCUCUUCCCUUCUCCUUCUGAGGACCGAGUAUUUAUAAACCCCGGAUCGAACAAAAUCGCCAUGAUCACUCUCCUCCCCUUCGAACACUCUCGAACCCCAAACCCUAGCUCAACUGCGCCAUGGCUUCUCUCUCUUCAGCUCCUCUCUCGCUCCGCUUCGCGAAGAGUAGCGUUCGGGGUUUGGCUCCGAGGGAAUCGAAGAUUCGGUUGGCGAGUUUUGGGAGGCUGAGGAUUGAAUUGGAGAGGGAGCGGUCGGCGAGGCGAGGGGUUAGGGUUUCAGCGUCGGCGGAGGUUUUGGAGGGGAGGAGGAAGGAGGAAGAGGAGGUGGUUGUGGAGGAGAGGCCUUUGAAGGUUGGGAUUGUUUGCGGCGGUCCGUCGGCGGAGCGGGGGAUUUCGUUGAACUCGGCAAGGUCGGUACUUGAUCACAUUCAGGGGGAAGAUUUGGAUGUUAGCUGCUAUUAUAUUAACUGUGAUCUCAAUGCAUAUGCUAUAUCACCUGCACAG